This is a messenger RNA of Aplysia californica (California sea hare), 5671 nucleotides long. RefSeq names its product SWI/SNF-related matrix-associated actin-dependent regulator of chromatin subfamily A-like protein 1. The coding region runs from base 202 to 2649 and encodes 815 amino acids. NCBI's taxonomy places the organism in Eukaryota, Metazoa, Mollusca, Gastropoda, Aplysiida, Aplysiidae. The record is from RefSeq and is a predicted model, not a curated record. Gene Ontology annotation, molecular function: ATP binding; ATP-dependent chromatin remodeler activity. Gene Ontology annotation, cellular component: nuclear replication fork. The transcript is spliced from 16 exons. Gene Ontology annotation, biological process: replication fork processing; DNA repair.
GAAUUUCGAGCAAUACAAACUGGCCUUGGACCAUAGACUUGUAAUCAUCAAAUCGAAACUUCGCACAGCUGCACUUAUAGGCCUAUCCAACCGGGCGUGGCCCUACAAACAUAUAAGCCUACUUUGACUAUCUGGAGAACAAUGCUAAGGCUUUAGAAGAUACCUCAAGGAACCCUGUUUCUUCUCUCUCUACUCAACAAAAUGAGCAACUCAUCUUCUUUAACUGCAGACCAGAAGAGAAGAAUUGAAGAAAACAAAAGAAAGGCCCUGGAAAAACUUGCUGAACGAACGAAACAUCAGAAUCAUCAGUUUUCUUCACCUCAGAGGUCAACAUCAGGUCAUAUCCAAAGUACCAACCAUGGUACUUCAGUAUCCAAGAUACCAGCUGCAAAAUCCAGUAGUGCCACUUCUUUACCAUCCAUCACUCACAAGCCCUCUGCACAACACCCAACAAAGUCUUUCAGUGGGAAUGCAAUGGCAUCUGCAAAUUCAUCCCACCAAAAGCAAUUAAUAAACUCUAAAGUACAAAGUUCUUUCAAACUUGGUUCGAAAGCAACUCUUUCCCAAGCACCAGUAAAAAGCCUGCCUCAAGUAAAAGUUCCCACAGAUCAGUUCUAUGGAGCUCAGAGUCAGCAGACCGUGAGAGGAAAAUGUGUUCUCGUGUCAAAAGACAGAUUCAAAGUAGAUAUUGGGUAUCAUGCUCAGCUUAUUGAAAUCUUCAAACGAAUAAAAUCAAAAGCCUAUGACACAAGUUCAAAGACCUGGUCCUUCUCUCUAAAUGAUUAUGAGGAGCUGAUGAGCCAAGUAACAGAACUGUCACCAGAGGUUUCAAUAGGCCGCUUUCAUCAUUCCAUUCCAAGUUUACUGAGUUCCCUGGCAAAGAGCAAACCAAAGGCGGAACCAGACUUGAGCAUUGUGGAUGAGAAGCUGGUCAACACUCUAAUGCCUUUUCAGCGGGAAGGAGUGAUAACAUCCAUCCAACGGGAUGGCCGCAUUUUAAUAGCUGAUGACAUGGGACUGGGAAAAACUCUUCAGGCCAUCUGCAUUGCAAGGUACUACAGGCAAGAGUGGCCGCUGCUAAUUGUGUCUCCAUCGUCGGUUCGGUUUGACUGGGCUCAGCAAAUCUGCAAGUGGUUGCCCAGUGUUUCUCCAGCUGAUGUAAAUGUUGUGGAUUCAGGAAAGGGCGACCCAACAGAAGGACUGGUUAAUGUGAUCAGUUAUGAUCUUCUGUCUAAACAACAAGUUGUGCUGAAGAAAAAGAACUUUCAAGUGAUAAUUAUGGACGAAUGUCAUUUCCUGAAAAACUGCAAGGCUGUCAGGACAAAAGCUGCUUUGCCAUUAUUGAAGAAAGCAAAACGGGUGAUUCUUCUGUCUGGUACACCAGCUUUGUCCAGGCCCAUGGAACUUUUCUCACAGAUCUCUGCUGUCAACUCAAAGAUAUUUCAAUUUCAUGACUUUGGACUGAGAUACUGCAAUGCAAAACAGUUGCCCUGGGGUUGGGAUUACUCUGGGUCUUCAAACAUGGAAGAGCUUCAGAUCAUCUUGUCAGAAUUCAUCAUGAUCCGGCGACUGAAGCAGGAAGUCCUUUCACAACUUCCGACCAAAACACGCCAGGUGGUGAUACUUGAACCAGGAAGAAUCAAAAUUCACAAAAGUUUAAAGCAUUUUUCUGGUGCAAUGAGCAAAAAAUCUCUCAAGGGAAUGGAUAGACAAGGAGUGCUGCUUCAUUAUUUCAACGAGACUUGCAAAGCCAAACUGGCUGCUGUCAGAGACUAUGUUCUGGACUUCAUUGAGUCUGAUCGGAAGUUUCUUGUCUUUGGGCACCACAAAGAGAUGCUGGAUUGUAUUGAGGAUUGCAUCAAGUCAAAGGCCUCUGAAAUAAAGUAUAUUCGGAUAGAUGGACACACAACAUCAGAACAGAGGAACUAUUUCUGUAGAAAGUUUCAAACUUGCCCGGAAUACCAAGUGGCCAUUUUGUCAAUCACUGCUGCAAAUGCUGGUCUCAAUCUUUCUGCUGCCAGUACAGUGCUAUUUGCAGAAUUGUUUUGGAAUCCUGGUAUUCUUGUGCAAGCAGAAGACAGAGUUCACCGUAUUGGUCAGAAGGAUUCUGUGAGUGUCCAGUAUCUAGUGGCCAGAGGCACAGCUGAUGAUGAGAUCUGGCCUCUGAUUCAAGGCAAGCUUGAUGUGUUGAGCAAAGCAGGUUUGACAAAGGAUGAUUUUUCUGAUGCUGACACUAAGCGGUUAGAGAGCAAGGAUCAGCAGACCAUCUUAGACCUGUUUAGCAGCCAGUUGGUAGAGGAACAUUGUUCUAGACCGGCUGCUGGAACAACAGACCCUGACAGUACUGAAGCAGAAGAGAAACUUGCUGGGCAGUCAAAUGUUGACCAUAGUGCUUUGAAAAAACAGUUUGAAAAGACACCAUCUAAAAGUGACCACCAGGAGUUCUCAAACAGUCAAAGUGAGCUAUUAGAGCCAUCAAAGAAGAAACAAAGUACGACUCCGUCAAAGAGACAGACGGACAUCACCAAUUUUCUCUGGAGCUCACCACCUUCUAAACAGCAAAAAUGUGAAGCAAGUUCAUUGGAUUGGAGUGAUGAGGAUGAAGACUUUUUGCUGGCAGAACAAACUCUUGCUCUGGACCCUUUGUGACUGAAUGAAACUUUGUCAAGAAAUGUUGGUAUUAUGAUUACUAUAUGUGUUGAUUUCUUGUAAUGCUCUUCUGUCUUUGGAGGCUUGAUCUGUGAAAACCUGAGGGUCCUUGAAUCUAUUUAUCUCGUAUCUGAAAUGAUCCCUGUGUACCUUUCUUCCCUGUUCAUUGCAUUCAUCAUAAUGCUGUCAGGUUUGGCAGUCAUGUUUUCAAAAUGACAUUCAUUGUGACAAGAAUAGUACACGAUAUAGUUGUUGUUUAUUGAGUGACAGUGAACGUGCAGCAUGGCAAAUGCUGAAUCAGGAUUGUCGUCAGGAUAACAUUUAGGCCUACAUUGGAAAUGUGAAGCUAGAUGAGGUUGACUGUUGAAAGAGAAACUGUUGCUUGCUUUAUUUUUUUCGAUCUUGCUGUCUCAGUAGAUCGUGUGAAACCAGGGCAUACAAUGUUCAUGUCUUCCAAAGCUGAUGUGCAUAUGAGUACGAAGCAUUUGUCCCAUCUGGGGUUUUUUUCCCAUAAACCAUCGACUUGCAGUAAAUGACUUAUUUUCAACAAAGCAGAAAUAGACAAAUAUCAUCAUAUAUGUGUAUAAAAAUUUAUUCUUACCCACUACACUGAAGUUACUGAACACAGUGUUACAAAUGAAACAGAGAGGGGGGAGAGAGAGAGAGAGAGAGAGAGAGAGAGAGAGAGAGAGAAUGUUUACAGAACAAGGGUGUUUCAGCGUGUUAUACAUUCUUUCAUAUUGGGUGCGUGCGCAUGAGUGCACUUGACCUUUGUAAAACCACUGCCAUUAUAUACAACCAAGCCAAAAUUCUCUCCCUGGGAGAUGAAUAAAAAUUGUCAUUGUCAUUGUCAUUUUUGUGUAGAUCAACAAGAGAGGGCAUUCGAUGAGGUGGUGGUGGGUUUCACAGUUUUACAGCAGCUAAGAUAGAACAGGUGAUUCCCUACUAUUCCAGGAGAGUAGAGCCUGUUCAAUCAAGUCUAAAGACUGGUACAAGGUGAUUGCGUUUUGAGCUAAACUGAACUGUAUAUUUGUCCUUUUUUUUUUCCCCUUGGAGUAUUAUCUAUUAUAAAAAGUAGAAUUAAUUAGAUCUAAUGGUGUGAUACUACCACGUGGCUGAAGAAAAAAAGGGGGACUAGAAACAAAUAAAAUUUAACCUAUGGGACGUCAAGUUCUUGAACCCAAAAAAUGUCAAAGUAUAUGUUCGUGAAAAUGUGACGUUUGAAAAAGAUUUCAACCAAAAUUGAGUAAAAUGCAUUAUAGGCCUAUUGCCCAAUAAACUCAGGAAAAUGGAUUGACUAAUCAAAUUAUAAUAUGCUCCAGGUGUUGACUGUUUCUAUCCAUACAAGCUGGAAUACGCCUCUGGAAAUUUUGGUUAACCCUGUGGCAUGUUUCUGUGUCAAUUUUUAGGGCCUCCUGUUCAACAGUGAGUUUCAACUGUUCAUUUGUUUGUGGGUUGUUUCUGUAGACUCUGUCUAAAAAAAAACGUCAAAGGAAAUGUUAUGUUACGACUUACUUGAGUCUUGCAAUAGUAGAUCUAGAUGGUAGUUGAUGUUGGUGGGGAGUGAGUGAGUGACACUUAGAUUACCCGCGGCUUGCACGAAAUCACAUGAGGUGUCAGUCACGUGAUAUGUCCUUUAGGCUUACGUCACUAUAAUUAUUAUAAAGGUAUAUUAUAAACUAUUAUAUUCACGCUACAUGUCCUAUUCUAAAGGUGCGCUUACACCACAGGAAAUAACCAACGGGGUUCAAGUCAGGGGAAUACGGUGACCAUUCAUUUGUUAGCUUUCAGCUUAUUAAACAUUUCCCAAACCUUUCUUGAAACCAUGCAAAGACCUCUCUUAAUGUGUCGGAUGUGACCACAUCUUGCCUUAACCAGGCCUGAUUUAAAUAUUUGACACCCCCUUGGUUGAAUUUCAUGUGAUCCAAGUUUUGCUGAAAUUGAUUGCCCUUUAAAUAGGUCCUUUUUUAAAGACAACCUGUAUGUGUAUUUACUUUUACUCUACAAAGUAAGAAUGCUUUAAAUAUUGCGUCAUAAGUUAUGAAAAACAUUUACAAUAGUUUACUGUUUACAUAGAUUGAAAGCCUUGCAAAUGUAUGAUACCUAUGUACAUGUAGGCCUACUUGAAUCAGCUACGUUGCAUAAUUUGAACAAAGACUGCAAUUACAUUCAGUAUGGAUAAAUAUCACCUGGGAUUGAAGGGGAAAAUAUGACUUGUUAUGUUGCUAAGAUGUGGAUAUCCCAGAAAUAGUUUAAGUUAAAGAAUAAAUUCUAGACUCUUGCAUUUAGUUCUAUGGCUUGUGUAUUUUUGCCUCUACUUUGACUCCAAUAUUUUUCGUUUGUGCAUCGUAAUGCUUAUUUCUUGUGGUUUGUAAAUCUUUAUUUCUGUCCUUCUUUCCCUGACUUCUGUCUGCCAUCUUGCUCCAAGUCAAGUCUAUCAAUGAUAAGAUGCUUGAACUAGCUUUGUCUGAUGUGCAGAAAAAAAUGUUUUUCUGUUGUCUUUUCAUAGAAUAAAUGUAUCCACAUCAAAAUAUAUGUAAACUUCCCAAAAAAUGUAAAAUAGUUCUUGACUUCAUUUGGAUAUAAAGCUCUGAAGUUGAAAGAGACUGAAGUACCAGGGAGUGUUACUGGGUUGGUUUUUUUCUUCCUUUAGAAUUAUCUUUGUAACCUACUCCAUGUAAAUAUUUGUGUGGGUGGUUGGCGGGUGCUCUGGUGUGGUUUGCUUCUUCUUUCCUAUCAAACAUCUAUCAUCCUUAUCUCCCCUUCUUCUUUUUUAUGUUUAUUACUCUCUUGUAACACCUCUAUUCUUCUGGCGCUCAUAUGACCUUAUGCAGUUGCGAGCGCCGUAAAACCUCUACUAAAACUUUAAAAAAUAUUUGUUUUGUUGUUAUUGAAGUGGCUUUUCUUUAACAUAAUCUUUUGUUUGAAUCUCGGUAAGGGUAAGCCACAAGCCCUGUCAUGGAUCCAGAGAUGGAAAGGGAAUAGAUUUGAUAAAUAAACUCCAAUAACUUACUCUUGUCAA